AUGGACGACUUAUUCGACGUUUUCGACGAAGCGCCCAAGGCAGCAGCGCCUGCCACGAAUGGAACUACCAACAGUAAUGGUACUCGACGCCUCAAGCGCCAAGCCAAUGGAGAGCUCAAAGAGAAUGGCGAAGCCAGCUCACCGAGCGAGAAUGGCAACAAGCCCAGUUCACCUGAUACUGACAUGCAGGAUGGUGAUGCGCCACCACCAAAGCGACCUCAUUUCGAGCAGGAGCCAGAACCUGUAGUGACUGACACUUUCGAGACUGAGAAGUCCAGAGAGGUCCAGGCCGCUGCUGGUCUACAACCAAUGAAAGAGACCGGAACCGUGACACUAUCCCAUCAAGUGCGCCACCAAGUUUCUCUUCCUCCAGACUACAACUAUGUACCUAUAUCACAGCAUAAGCCACCAGAGAAGCCAGCUCGAGAAUUCCCUUUCGAGCUUGAUCCUUUCCAAGCAGUUUCUAUAGCCUCCAUCGAGAGGAAUGAAUCCGUACUUGUGUCGGCUCAUACCUCGGCGGGAAAGACAGUCGUAGCUGAAUAUGCGAUCGCUCAGUGUCUAAAGAACAACCAGCGAGUCAUCUAUACAAGUCCUAUCAAAGCGCUCAGCAAUCAGAAGUAUCGAGAGUUUAACGAGACCUUUGGAGAUGUCGGUCUCAUGACAGGCGAUGUGACGAUAAAUCCUACAGCUACCUGCCUUGUCAUGACUACUGAGAUUUUGCGGUCGAUGUUGUAUAGAGGUUCUGAAAUCAUGCGGGAAGUAGGCUGGGUUGUUUUCGACGAGAUCCACUACAUGCGAGAUAAGACUCGUGGUGUAGUAUGGGAAGAAACGAUUAUCUUGCUACCGGACAAGGUUCGAUAUGUCUUCCUCUCUGCCACAAUUCCGAAUGCCAUGCAAUUUGCUGAAUGGAUCACAAAAACUCACAACCAACCAUGCCACGUUGUCUAUACCGACUUCCGGCCAACUCCUUUGCAACACUAUUUCUUCCCAGCUGGCGCGGACGGUAUUCACCUGAUUGUUGACGAGAAGGGUGUAUUCAGAGAAGACAACUUCCAGAAAGCCAUGAGCACAAUAGCAGAAAAGCAAGGUGACGACCCUGCCGAUGCUAUGGCUAAGAGACGUGGCAAAGGACGAAAUAAGCACACGAACAAAGGAGGUCAAAAGGGUCAAUCUUCCGACCUGUACAAGAUAAUUCGCAUGAUCAUGACGAAGAAUUACAAUCCUGUUAUAGUCUUCAGCUUUAGCAAGCGAGAUUGCGAGCACAACGCCAUUCAGACAAGUGCGAUGAGCUUCAACGACGAAUCCGAGAAAAACAUGGUGACUAAGGUCUUUAACAGUGCCCUUAACUCACUCAACGACGAGGACAAAAAGCUUCCGCAGAUUGAGCACCUGCUGCCAUUGUUGCGGCGAGGUAUUGGUAUUCAUCAUUCCGGUCUCCUUCCUAUUUUGAAAGAAACCAUCGAAAUCCUAUUUCAGGAAGGUCUUAUCAAAGUCCUCUUCGCUACCGAAACCUUCUCUAUCGGCCUCAACAUGCCUGCGAAGACAGUCGUCUUUACAAGCGUACGAAAAUUUGAUGGCGUUAGUCAAAGAUGGCUCACUCCUUCAGAGUUCAUUCAAAUGUCUGGUCGAGCUGGUCGAAGAGGUCUUGACGACCGAGGUAUUGUUAUCAUGAUGAUCGACGAGCAGAUGGAUCCUUCGGUAGCUAAAGAGAUUGUGCGUGGUGAGCAGGACAAACUCAACUCUGCAUUCUAUUUGGGCUACAACAUGAUUCUCAACCUGCUGCGGGUGGAGGGCAUCUCUCCGGAAUUCAUGCUCGAACGAUGCUUUCACCAGUUCCAAAACACUGCUGGUGUUAGCAGUCUCGAGAAAGAGUUGCAUCAGCUUGAGAACGAGAAGCUUGACAUGACGAUCGAGGACGAAGCAACAAUCCGAACAUAUUACGAUCUGAGGAAGCAACUAGACAACUACGCCGAGGAUAUGCGGAUGGUUGUCAUUCAUCCAUCUAAUUCACUUUCUUUCAUGCAGCCUGGUAGGCUCGUUGAAGUCAAACAAGGCGAGCAUAAUUUUGGAUGGGGUGCUGUCAUCAACUUUUCUCGAAGAUCUCAGAAGGAUAACUCAGAACAACUUCCACCGCAAGAACAAUGGCAGCUCGACAUUGCUUUGCAAAUUGCGGAUGGGGCAGCUAUACCAACCAAGGCCACACAGGCUCUCCCUUCCGGCAUAAGACCAGCUGAGGAAGGCGAGAAGUCUCGAGUCGCUGUAGUGCCAGUAUUGUUACAAUGUGUGCACAAAAUCUCCCAUGUACGAAUCUUCCCACCGAAGGACGUUACUAGUCGUGCCGAGCUUGACAAAAUUCAACGAGCUCUCAUGGAAGUUCAAAGACGAUUCCCAGAUGGCCUUGCAAUUCUUGAUCCUGUGGAGAACAUGGGCAUUACAGACAACUCUUUCAAAGAGCUGUUGCGUAAGAUCGAGGCCAUGGAGUCAAGGUUGGUGAGUAAUCCUCUGCACAACUCGCCCCGACUAGAGGCACUCUAUAACCAAUACGCCGACAAGGUCGCUCUGUCCGAGAAGAUUCGCACUAUCAAGAAGAAGAUUCAAGACGCACAAGCCAUCAUGCAGCUUGAGGAGCUCAAGUGUCGCAAACGUGUGCUUCGACGUCUCCAGUUCAUAAACGAUGAAGAGGUGGUGCAGAUGAAGGCUCGUGUGGCGUGUCAGAUCAGUACUGGUGAUGAGCUGAUGCUGUCUGAGCUGCUCUUCAACAGAUUUUUCAAUGAUAUGACCCCAGAACAAUGUGCAGCUGUGAUGAGUUGUUUUGUAUUCGAGGAGCGAGUCAACGAAACACCUGUCCUCACGGAAGAUAUGUCCAAGGCACUUCGAGAGAUCCAAAGACAAGCUAGGACCAUUGCUAAGGUGUCUAUUGAAUCAAAACUGCCAGUGAGCGAGGACGAGUACGUACAGUCUUUCAAAUGGCAGCUCAUGCCUGUAAUGUAUGCAUGGGCCACCGGGAAGUCAUUUGCUGAAAUCUGUAAAAUGACCGAUGUAUAUGAGGGCAGUCUCAUUCGAACCUUCCGCCGACUCGAAGAAGCGCUACGACAGAUGGCCGAAGCCUCGAAAGUGAUGGGAAGUGAAGAGCUGGAGAAGAAGUUCGAGGAAGCGCUCCUCAAGGUGAGACGUGAUAUUGUGGCUGCGCAAUCGUUAUACCUCUAA
Messenger RNA from Lithohypha guttulata, 3207 nucleotides. It is a transcript of the gene MTR4, whose product is annotated as ATP-dependent RNA helicase mtr4. Gene Ontology annotation, molecular function: RNA helicase activity; RNA binding; ATP binding. Bases 1 to 3207 code for a protein of 1068 amino acids. Gene Ontology annotation, biological process: maturation of 5.8S rRNA; RNA catabolic process. The transcript is spliced from 2 exons. The record is from RefSeq and is a predicted model, not a curated record. NCBI's taxonomy places the organism in Eukaryota, Fungi, Ascomycota, Eurotiomycetes, Chaetothyriales, Trichomeriaceae. Gene Ontology annotation, cellular component: nucleus.